Molecule: messenger RNA, 931 nt
Organism: Salvia miltiorrhiza (redroot sage)
Lineage: Eukaryota; Viridiplantae; Streptophyta; Magnoliopsida; Lamiales; Lamiaceae
Exons: 2
Coding region: 167-844 (225 amino acids)
Source: RefSeq, a predicted model, not a curated record
CCAAAUGAUUCCUCUUAACAAUGUAUAUUUAUAAAGGAAAGUGGCAUGUUUGUCCAUAAUACCAAACCUUCUAUAAAUACUCACACACACACACACUUCAAAUUUUAACGAUAUUUACAUCAACAACAGCAAAGUAAAUCACAUACAUAUUUCAACAAACAAAAUAAUGAGCAGAAGGCGUCCAAGCAUCUUCCCCAUUUCCUCUCCAACUUUAAACGGAUUGGAAAUGCAAGACAACACAAGUACCGCCCCUGCCGCCGCAGCUCCGACAGCAACCGCCGCCCCCGCUGCCGGGCAGACGAGCAUCCACGUGACGGCCCUUGACGGCAUAGUGAACGUGAACUCCCUCUUCACGAUGUCGUUAUUCAUAGGGUUUUCCAUGACCGUCCCGGAAAACGCCACCGCGGGGGCGAGCGCGGCGUGCACCACCAGCGCGGAGACGGUGAGGCGACUGAUCGUGUUCGAAGUCAUCUCCUUCAGCUUCUUCCUAUUCUCAUCCCUCGUGGCUCAGAGCUUAAAGCUUCAAAUAAACCUGCGCAACAACAUGGACGCCGGCGAUCCUCACAAGGCCGACAUCAGCAUCGACCACCUCAAAUACUGCCUCUUGGGCUCCGCCGUGGGAUCGGUCCUGGGCUGCACCUUCCUGAUGCUGUCGAUCGUGGAUUUCAUUAGGGUGAAAUUGGGGUCGCUGUCUUGCGGCGGCGAGCCGGUAUACGCGGUGGUGACGCUGCUGGUGUUCGUGGGUUCGGGGCUGCUGGUUUAUGUGAUUACUGCUGCUCGUGCUGCUUUCGUUGUGCAAAAAGGCCCCCCUCCUGCUGCUGUUGAAGAGAAUUUGCAGAGCUAGUUUCCAUGUGUAUUAAUUAAUUAAGUAUAAUAUUUAGUUUUUAUGGUAUAUUGGUAUUAAAUUAAAUUGACGUUUCUCUUUUAUUAA